AUGUACAAUCUCGAAGACAAGAAUGUUCUUGAUAUUGAUACAAGACAAGAAAGACCAACACGCCCAAUAGUUUCUUACUUUUCACUUGAGGGAGAUCAGGAGUAUAUCGACAUUGAGAUUUACAAUGCCACUCUUGAAGAGAGCUCAAUUCUCAAAUACAAACGGGAUAUGGCUGUUAAAGGAUUUUAUUUCGAUCCAAAAUAUCAACGUAAUUACAGGAGAAUUUACACAGAGAGAGGAGCAGAAAUAUUCGGUUUACAAGAAAUGAAUUUUGUGAGGAGAGUUAAAAUUGUUGGAUUUCCAAAAUUCAAUCAAAAGAAGAGAAAAAUCAAGAAACUAAUGGAAACUUGGGGUCAUAGUAAGGAUGAAAUUGAUUUUUGUUUGGCAAGUUGCCGAUUCGAUUAUCAAAUUGAUAGUGAUGACAACCUGAUAAUACAAGUUUCAAAUUUGAUUGAAGCGAUCAAUUUUAAUCCAAUUGAAAUUCACACCAGUUCAAUGAUCCCUUGUAACAUUUCAGAUGCACUCUCAGAGGAAGUUCAGGAUAAAUUCGAACAAAUAGAAGAAUUAGUUGUCAAUAUUGAUUUAAAGGAUGAUGUUAUUGAAUAUUUGGAAAAAUCCAAGUCAGUCUCUGCUUUGAGAUUUUCUGGAAGAGCAAAUGGGAAAACACUCAGAACCAGAGGUUUGGAUAUUCUUGCCCUGUUGAAUGAUAUGAGUUCUACGACAAGUGAAGCUCCAGGAGAACCCCAACUCGACGAAGCAGAAUCAGAUCAUCAAGACAAUAAGAGAGGUCGAGAUGAAUUUGAAGAUGAAGAUGUUUACAAUACAUCUCCACCAAGGAAGUGUAGUCCUCCACAAAAGCCCUCUCCACCACUCAUUACAAAAUCAGUAACAUUUCGAACACAAGAGCAAAUAGAAGAGUAUUUUGACUGA
Messenger RNA from Naegleria gruberi, 930 nucleotides. RefSeq lists its product as uncharacterized. The transcript has a single exon. The record is from RefSeq and is a predicted model, not a curated record. The coding region runs from base 1 to 930 and encodes 309 amino acids. Lineage: Eukaryota; Heterolobosea; Eutetramitea; Acrasida; Naegleriidae.